CUGUCCCUUUUGAAAACUUGAUCACGCAUGCGCAGUAAAAGUCAGCCAUGUUGAUGGUGGGACAUGGCAAGAGGUAAGAUCUUCACAAACAGGAAGCAAAAGGUUGCAGUUGGAGAAGAGAAAGUCAAGAAAAGCAGUCAACCAAAGAAGAAAGAAAAGAAAUCAAAAAGUGCAACAAAAGAAGACGGUCAUCCAGUAGGAGGCGGAGACUACUUUGAUCCAAAGACAGGUGUAGUCUUCAGCACUAGACCUCAGGAUAGUUGUAUCCCUCUUAUGGAAGCAAAUAUCACGAAAUUCUACAAAGAACAAGGUCAAUUAGAUAAUCCAGAGGAUCACGUCACAGUUGCUCUACACGUUAUUGAUUAUUUAGCAGGAGAUUCAAAGCAUCCCUCACUAGUCUCUACUAUCCCACCUGUCACUGCCACUGAUAGUUUCAAUACAGAAGAGGAUAACCCUCAAAUCAUGGCGUCUACUGAUGCUCCAAUCACCUUUUGGCAGGAGGUGAAAGACCCAAAGACAAACCAUGCCUAUUACUGGAACCCAUCCACUAAUGCUGUGUCAUGGACGCUGCCAAGUAACGGAGUCCUUACCAGCGAAGCUGCAGAGAGAUCCAAUGAGAUUCAAGAUCCAGAGAGAGAAGAUGAUACAAGUAAAGUAGCUUCAGUUGCUGGAGUGAGUAAUGGAGGAGGGAGAGAAGGUGAGUUUCAUUCUGUUCAAAGUAAAGGAGGAAAGACUAGCAAGAAGGAAGAGGUUACAAAGAAAUCGAAAUCAUCUGACAAUCAGAGAAAACUAGAAUCACAAAUGCUCCUGGUAUCAAGCCUUUCUGAUGAAAUAACAAGAAAGCUUUCUUAUCUUCACGUUGAUACCAGCAAGUUAUCCGAGCUUCAGUUGCUUGAUAUUAAAUUAAAAACUCGUUUAGAAGAUUGGAAAGAAGGAGCACUCUCCUCCCAGUAUGUUUUAGAUAAAUUGAAAGAGAUUGAUGGCAAGAUACUUGAUAUAGUCCAGAAGGGGGUUUCGUCCGAUUGGAAUUGUCUCUGGGACAGAGGCACUUGCAGAUUUUUUUACAAGCACAAGAGAACGGAAGCCGUUUCGUGGGAAUUCCCCACCAGCUCAGACUGUGAUGAUUCCGAAGACAAGAAAGACGAAGAAAUGGAAAGAGCUGAACAAGAAGAAGAAGAAGAAGAUGAAGAAGAAGAAGAAACAAAUCCAACGCCUGACUUGCAACCACAGUUACAGAAUAAUGACAUGGUAAAGGAGGCUGAAGAACAGCAGCUGGACAUGGAGAUAGAGAGUGUAUCUGAUGAGGAAUUGCCUCAAUUAGAAGACGUUGAAGCAACGACCGGCAAUAAUAAUAAUAAUGGCAACGACAUACAAGAAGAGAGCUCUUCAAAAGAAGUCGUGACGCAGCCUUCAGUUUCCUUAUAUGGUGAUGACCUACCGCCCCCGUAUAAUCAAGAAGACGAAGAGGAGACUCCGCCCACUGUUGAUCAGAUGGUCCUCACAGAAUUAGAAGCGGCUAAUCAAGAAGCACUGCUGAGAGCACGUCUUUUGGAAAAGAUGAAGAAUAACACUGGGGACAAGACAGAUGGAGGAGAAGAGGGAGAACAAGUAGCAGCUAUAGACUGGAAACCACCGCCGGUAACAAGCUCUUUAUAUCAGGAAGAGGAGGGAGAGGAAGAGAGAGAGGAGAAGGAAGUGACAAGACAGGAUCGGUCGCCCAGUAAAGAAAAAGAGCCUGAAGAAGCACCUGGACCAGUAACUACUACUGAAACCUCUAAAGAGAAGCGCUCGAUAUCUCCACCACAGGACAGCAGGGAUUCAAGACACAAGCGUGUCAAAUCAGAAUCAAGCUCAAAACGAAGAUCGCAUCAGUAUCACAGCGAUUCUGAUUAUUCUGACGAGCGUCAUUCUCGAACCAGACGCAGAUCACGUGAGAGACACACCUCUUCUUCCUAUCGCUCUAGACGCUCACGUAGGUACAGUGAUGACUCUGACGGGGGGAGCCGGAGGCAUGGACGCAGUCACCGCUCUCGCUCAAAAGGGCGGAGUCGAAAGAAGAAAGAUCACAGGCGACGUCAUCGUCAUGGCGACUCGUCUUCAGACGAAGAUAAAGGAAGGAAGAGACGUCAUCGUCGUGGGAACAGCGAGUCGUCUUCGGAUGACGAGAGAGGCAAGAGGAGACAUCAAAGCAGCUCCUCCGAGGGAGAGAAAGAGAGAAAAGAGACUACACCUCCUGUUGUAUUUCCUCCCAUCAACAAGCUCUCACAGGAAGGGGCCACUGGCGUGCCUCCUCCUCUAGAGAAGAGCUUUGUACCGGCAAAAUUUAAACCGAAAAAGGCCGGAGACGAAGAUAAAAACGAGAGCACCCUCUCACAGACACAAGUUGAGAUGAUACACAAUAUAGCGUCAGCCACUGGAUACCCACUAGUGUACACCAUGGACCCACAGCAAUAUGGACAGGUUACUACUUACGGGCAGGUAGCUGCCUCUUAUGCUAAUCCUUACGGGUACACUAGUGUUGGGGGCGUGGCUUAUGAUAAUUACACAGCAACAUACAGCACCACUCCUACUACUGUCGAGCAACCUACUGUGGAGCCUGUUGCCAUGGCGACUGCGGAGUCGGUUUCCACGGUAACCACAGAACCAGUUGUGACGUCAAGUAAUGGAGGGUCUGCAACUGAAGGUAACAAUACCAAGAAAGAAGAGGAGGCAGUGAUUGAAGCUGCAGCUACUGAAAAACCGGUGUCUGAAGCUGCUGUUGAAGUGAGUCAAGAUACCCAAAACACAGUAGCAGCUACUACUGAUACACCUCCUGCUGAGAGUGUUCAGCAAGAUACAGCUCAAGAGAAUGAAUCAAAGCAAGACGAGCCAGUCAAGGCAGAAGAGAUCAAGACAGUGGAACCAGUGAGAGAUGUUACCCCACCUCUACAAGAUCCUGUCCCUACAACCAGUCAGAUCGGGUACACUAUUUCUGCACCCUCUACUUCAUACCCAGCCAGUACCUACCAGCAAGGGUAUGCUGCUGGGGACCAGAGUGGGGCCUAUGCUGCAGCUGCUGCUUAUGCUAGUUAUCCUUAUUAUACUGCAGCUGCGUAUGAUCCAACACAAUACGCUGCAGCCAUGAAUUAUUAUGCUGCUUACCAGGCAGCUGCUUAUGGGGCCUAUUAUCAACAGGCUGGUGGGACUCAGACCAAUGGUGGUGCUAUGCAACCUCCUACUACUAAAAGUUAAAUAAAUUCUCUAAUUAAUUAGUUUAGAAGCUGCUGUGUGGUGAAUGACUCCUUUAAUUAUUGACUGUAUUAUAAUAAUUAUUUUCCCUUUUUGUUACUUAAAGAUAAAGAAACUCCGCCAAUUUUAAUAAUUA
Messenger RNA from Amphimedon queenslandica, 3364 nucleotides. RefSeq names its product hepatoma-derived growth factor-related protein 2-like. NCBI's taxonomy places the organism in Eukaryota, Metazoa, Porifera, Demospongiae, Haplosclerida, Niphatidae. The record is from RefSeq and is a predicted model, not a curated record. Gene Ontology annotation, molecular function: protein binding. Bases 64 to 3231 code for a protein of 1055 amino acids. The transcript is spliced from 13 exons.